This is a messenger RNA of Vitrella brassicaformis, 761 nucleotides long. NCBI's taxonomy places the organism in Eukaryota, Vitrellaceae. The record is from the annotation of a GenBank genome assembly.
AUGUGCUGCGGGCGGCCUAUGUGCUGGAGCAGGGCAGCAACGAGUGGCCUUGCGAUGGGGCGGUUCAUCCGGCUGGCCGCCAUCCAUCGGCUGACGCCUGCCAAUGGGCUGCCCCUGGUGCUGUCGGCUCAGUGGCUGACAGCCCACCUUCCCAGCAGGACGGCAUUCCACCAGCUGCCCUUGGCCAUGGCCAUCUUUCGGCUGUUCGGCCAUAUGCUCACACACAACACACACAGCCUGGCGCUGCAGCAAGCCGAUAAUGGGGCCUAUCGGAUCGGCUAUCAGUCGUUCCGUGUGGCGCCGUUGGGUGAGCUGCCGGGCGGCCAUCGCUAUGCUGUGGGCUACAACCGGACCGAUCCCGUCAUCCCACGGGGAAACGAGCUCUGUCCCUCCUUCUCGGCAUUCCUGCUACGCCUGCUGCUCGUCUUGUGGUCGGAUGGAGAGGGGGUGGGCGAGAGGCGGGCGCUGUGGGCCAACAUCGGCCGUGGCGACGCUCGCUAUGGCCGUCUGCUGCUGACCGACAGCAUCACAGAGGACCAGGGCAUUACUGCCGACUGGCGCAAUGACUGGGGCAACCUGGGUGGUCAUGCGAGGGACCAUCGUCGUGUGAUAGUGAGCGAUUUCCGGCCGGGUGAGACCGUGGCUGCCCAGCUGUGGGUGGCGUGAGACGACAUCCACCUAUGGACGACCGAGCGGCCUGCUGCCCAUCGGUCUCAGCCGCUCGCCGGCCGAUUCCCCACUUCAAAGCCCCUGUGGUGUGG